CCGGUAGCUUAUUGUCAGUGACAGUUUGUGAAUUCGGAAAACAUUUAAUAUGUCGGUAUAAAAUCGAAGCGCUUCGCAAUUUAAUUUUUUACUUGUAAGGAUCCAAUGGAAAUGGCAUCAGCCCGUAAAUUAUUGCGGACUUUUUGGAUAUUUUUUUAUGUUGUGUAUAAUGUGUGUGCUACAAACAAUACAGCGGAACCAUGGAUAGUGUCGUUUAGAAUAGGCGCAAAAUCGUGUACGGAUUAUAAAUGUAAAUAUUUAUUAUUGGUGCAUGGUGGCGAGUUUCUUGGUCAUAAACCCUGGAGAUUAACCCCCAACGAAGGUUCUAGAGGGGGUAAUUGUGAAAAAAUAUAUUCAAGUUACGAACUACGGGAAAUUAAAACUCUUGCGUGGUAUUCAGAAAUAGAAGUGCUUGUGCCUAGAAAAAACGAAAAAAUCUACUUUUGUCUUCGAUAUAACGAUGGAAAAAAUAAUCCGUUUGGUGAGAAAUGGGUUCAUCAAGGCAAGGAAUUAUUUUUGAAUCCCGAGAGCGAUGGAAUCCUUUUAGAAACUACAAAAUUAAAUGUCCUUCCCGAGUCCAACGACAUACCAACUAAUCAAGAAACAAAAGCAAUUGAUCUAACGCAUGAUACUGAUGUAAAUUAUCUUCCAAACAUCGCAAAUCUCUCUGAAGAAGAAAGAAGAGAUAUUGAAAUACGUUCAAGAGAUAGAUAUAUACCAUUAAAAGAAAGUAAUGAUGUUGGAAAGAGUACCAAAGAGCCUAAAGAAUUUGUACCUAAUGUAGAAAGUGAAGCUAGAUUAAACAAAAUUAAAGAGAAUUUAAAUAAAGUUGAAAAUGAAUUUCAGAAUUUUAGAGGCGAUAGAAAAACACGAGAUACUUUUUAUAAAAUAGAUAAUAUACAAGAAUCCAUAGAGAAUAGGGUUAAAAGACAAAUAAUGUCGCAAAUGGCUGAUUUCUCGUCUGUGAAGAGAGUGGAGCCGAUAGUAUUUUUAGAUGGUAUACGUGUGGAGGAAGCUGAGAAGGAUCCGAAGAUUUUGGAUGAUGGGGUGCCCAGUGUGUUGGCUGAAACAAAGGUUACAUUGCGUCUCUUCGGCCAAGGCCUGACGCCCAGAACGGUGAUAGCUUUCACUCAUGAUGCCCUGGAGUAUGGACAACCUUGUAAAUUUCUUCUCAAAGGAGAGUAUGUGGCAAAAGAAGACUCUGUCACACCGACAUCAGCGCUCUUCGAAUUCUGGGCUCCAUCACCAAUUAUAAGCUCGAAACUCUACAUCUGCACCAAAAACCUUAAACCGGGCAUCCUACCCUCAGAAGACGAAGAGAAAUACCUUCAUCAGGGCACAGAGAGUUGGAAGAUUUUGGCCACACAUAAUAAGCUGAUGCCGCUGUGGGUAGCUUUGAUAUUAAUUCUGGCCUGUCUGACGUUUUCUGCGCUAUUCUCUGGUCUGAAUUUGGGUCUGAUGUCACUGGAUCGGACGGAGUUGAAGAUUAUUUCUAAUACAGGUACGGAUCAGGAAAGGAAGUACGCACGUGCGAUAAUGCCAGUACGUGAUCAUGGAAACUAUCUCCUAUGCAGUAUUCUACUGGGGAACGUGGCUGUCAAUUCUACAUUCACGAUAUUAUUGGACGAGUUGACCUCUGGAUUGUUCGCGGUGAUAUUUUCGACAUUGUCGAUCGUUUUGCUUGGUGAGAUAACGCCUCAAGCGAUAUGCUCCCGACAUGGGCUGAUGAUUGGUGCACGGAGUAUUAUGGUCACUAAGGCGGUUAUGGCGCUUACAGCUCCCCUGGCAUUCCCCGUCAGUAAAUUACUGGAUUAUUUUCUUGGUGAAGAAAUUGGGAGUGUUUAUAAUAGAGAGAGAUUGAAGGAGCUGGUGAAGGUAACAACGGAUGUAAACGACUUGGACAAAGAUGAGGUGAAUAUCAUAUCUGGUGCGCUGGAGUUACGAAAGAAGACCGUGUCGAGUGUGAUGACGAAAAUGGAGGAUGUCUUCAUGCUGCCGAUCACUUCUAUAUUGGACUUUGAAACUAUGUCCGAGAUUAUUAAGUCUGGCUACUCCCGUAUCCCGGUAUAUGAAGGUCAUCGCGGUAACAUAGUGACGGUACUCUUCAUCAAGGACCUGGCCUUCGUGGAUCCUGAUGAUAACACGCCAUUGCGGACCCUCUGCCAGUACUACCAGAACUCAUGCAAUUUCGUCUUCGAAGAUGUCACACUGGAUAUAAUGUUCAAGCAGUUUAAGGAAGGACACAAGGGUCACAUGGCGUUUGUACACCGGAUUAACAAUGAAGGAGAGGGUGAUCCAUUUUAUGAGACCAUUGGUUUGGUUACACUCGAGGAUGUCAUAGAAGAGAUGAUACAAUCCGAAAUUGUUGAUGAGACUGAUGUGUUUCUGGACAAUCGAUCAAAGCGUCGUCGAAACAAACCCCAGCACAAGUUGCAGGACUUCGCGGCGUUCGCGGAGAGACACGAUCAUCGGAGGAUACAUAUAUCACCACAGCUUACUUUGGCCACCUUCCAGUUCCUCAGCACUAGUGUGGACGCUUUCCGGCCUGAUACAGUCUCUGAAACGGUUUUAAGAAGACUUCUGAAGCAAGAUGUGAUACAGCAUAUUAAAGUGAAAGGCAAGACAAAGAAAGAUUCGUCGACAUACGUCUUUCAACAAGGAAAACCGGUGGAUUACUUCGUGCUGAUCCUGGAAGGUCGCGUAGAGGUGACUGUGGGCCGAGAGAACUUGGUCUUCGAAGCUGGUCCCUUCACCUACUUCGGGGUUCAGGCGCUUACGCAGAAUGUUGGUGUUGCGGAAUCCCCGACGCCAUCAGCCAUGGGCUCCCUUCAGAAUAUAAAUAUGGACUCCAUGCUGCGUCACACCUUCGUCCCGGAUUACUCCGUUCGCGCGAUCACGGAGUUGUACUACCUGACUGUUAAACGGAGUCUUUAUCUGGCAGCUAAACGCGCUACCCUCAUGGAAAAAGGUGCUUUAUCCAAGGGCGCAACCAAUGAACAAUUUGAUACAGAAGUUGAUAAAUUGCUGCAGUCUGUGGAUGAAGAUAUUAGUAUCAGUGGUGAACACAGAACUCCGUCUAGACAGAUAUCACCAAAUCCGCCUAACCAUAGCCGGUCAUCAUUUAGCCGUUCAUCACCAGAGCGAAAUGGUGAUGUAUUCGCAGCGAGAGAUGAACAAGAGAAAUUACUUAAAUAAAACCUGAUUAUUUAGUUUUUGGAAGCGCUGGGAAUAUUUUACGAUGUUGUACAAUAAUUAUGAAAUUCUAUUUCUUCAGCCAAUCAGUGUAACUGCCAGAGCGGCCAUUUUGAAUUUAUGGUUUAAAUUAUAUCUAGAAUAAUAUAGCUUUUUUAGACAGUGCGUACUUAUAUCUAGAAACUCGUAUUAAAAAACUGUGAUCUUUACAGAAAUAUAUAAUAUAUAUGUA
Molecule: messenger RNA, 3424 nt
Organism: Pieris napi
Lineage: Eukaryota; Metazoa; Arthropoda; Insecta; Lepidoptera; Pieridae
Product: unextended protein-like
Exons: 16
Coding region: 106-3195 (1029 amino acids)
Biological process (GO): magnesium ion homeostasis; transport
Cellular component (GO): plasma membrane
Molecular function (GO): transmembrane transporter activity
Source: RefSeq, a predicted model, not a curated record